Danaus chrysippus (African queen) is the source of this 2343-nucleotide messenger RNA. NCBI's taxonomy places the organism in Eukaryota, Metazoa, Arthropoda, Insecta, Lepidoptera, Nymphalidae. The record is from the annotation of a GenBank genome assembly.
AUGUGUAAUUUAUUGAACGGCGUCAAAGUGAGUGUCUUGAGGGCUGGUGCUUUAAGGUUAAAGAAUUCCUUCAGGAAUUUCACUGUCAGAUGUCAGCAUUACGGCCACAAUGUAGAUAAGCGCAAUAUAGCUAGCUUGGAUAGGAAGAAACAAACAUUUUCUGAUAGGUCGCAAUUGAAGUACGCCAGAAGAUUGGUGGUCAAACUGGGAAGUGCUGUGAUCACGAGGGAGGACGGCAAUGGACUCGCCCUAGGAAGAUUAGCAUCUAUUGUUGAACAGGUAGCAGAAUGUCACCACGAAGGAAGAGAAUGUAUUAUGGUAACAAGUGGUGCCGUGGCAUUCGGAAGGCAGAAGUUGACUCAGGAGUUGCUCAUGUCUCUAUCCAUGAGGGAAACUCUUUCACCCAGCGACCACACCAGAGAGGACGCGGGCAGUAUUUUGGACCCUCGGGCGGCCGCGGCAGUUGGUCAGUCGGAGUUGAUGUCUAUGUAUGAUGUUAUGUUUUCACAAUAUAACGUGAAAAUUGCUCAGGUGCUUGUGACAAAACCCGAUUUCUACAACGAGGAAACGAGAAAAAACUUGUUUACCACACUCUCAGAGUUGAUAUCUCUAAAUAUAGUACCCAUUGUGAAUACCAAUGACGCCGUUAGUCCGCCGAUGUAUAUUCAUGAUGAUACUGUUGUCCCUGGGACUGGAAAAAAGGGAAUUGGAAUAAAAGACAACGAUAGUCUUUCUGCCUUAUUGGCCGCUGAAGUCCAAUCGGAUCUUCUUAUUAUGAUGUCAGAUGUUGAUGGUAUUUAUAACAAACCACCCUGGGAAGAUGGUGCUCGAAUGAUGCAUACUUAUACAUCAGCUGAAAAAGUACAGUUUGGACAAAAGUCGAAAGUGGGCACAGGAGGUAUGGAUUCAAAGGUGAACGCUGCUACUUGGGCCAUGGCAAGAGGAGUGAGUGUCGUUAUUUGUAACGGCAUGCAGGAAAAGGCUAUCAAAACAAUCAUAAGUGGACGUAAAGUUGGAACGUUCUUCACUGAUUCUCCAAGUGUGUCAACUGCGUCAGUUGACGUAAUGGCUGAAAAUGCUCGCACAGGAAGCAGGACUUUGCAAAAAUUAUCUCCAGCUGAAAGAGCGGCGGCUAUUCAUUCAUUAGCAGAUUUGUUAUUAGAUAAACAAGACAAAAUAUUGGAAGCGAAUGCGAAAGACUUGGAGGAAGCUACAAAAACUGGGCUCGAGAAACCACUUUUAAACAGGUUAUCACUUAGUCCGGGAAAAUUGAAGACCUUAUCCAUCGGUUUAAAACAAAUUGCAGACUCAAGCUAUGAUAAUGUCGGCAGGGUAUUACGAAAGACUAAACUUGCUGAAAAUUUAUUAUUAAAACAAGUAACAGUACCCAUUGGAGUCUUACUUGUUAUAUUCGAAUCAAGACCUGAUUCACUGCCUCAAGUUGCGGCAUUAGCAAUGGCGUCGGGUAACGGACUUUUACUAAAAGGUGGGAAAGAGGCUGCUUACUCAAAUAGAGCAUUAAUGGAAAUCGUUAAAGAGUCUCUACAGCCGUUUGGCGCUUCUGAUGCCGUUUCAUUGGUCUCAACUAGAGACGAAAUAAGUGAUCUGUUAGCAAUGGAAAAGCAUAUAGAUUUGAUUAUUCCUCGCGGUUCUUCUGAACUAGUUAGAAAUAUUCAAAAGCAGUCACAACAUAUUCCUGUAUUGGGUCACGCAGAAGGCAUUUGUCAUGUUUAUUUAGACAAAGAUGCCGAUCCAAGCAAGGCGUUGAAGAUAGUCCGUGACGCUAAAUGUGAUUAUCCUGCAGCUUGUAAUGCUAUGGAGACUUUGCUUAUCCAUGAAGAUCAUUUGUCAGGUACACUGUUCCAGGAUAUAUGUAAUAUGUUAAAACAGGAAGGUGUAAAAAUACAUGCUGGUCCAAAGCUUGCUAGUCAAUUAACCUUCGGACCACCUCCUGCUAGAACAAUGAAAUAUGAGUAUGGUGAUUUAGAAUGCUCUAUAGAAGUCGUCAAGGACUUGGAUGAAGCAAUUGAUCACAUUCAUAAAUUUGGAAGCUCUCACACUGACGUCAUUAUUACGGAGAAUGAUCACACAGCUAGGGAUUUCCUUAAUUCAGUUGACAGUGCCUGCGUUUUCCAUAAUGUUUCAUCACGAUUUGCUGAUGGAUUUAGAUUUGGUCUUGGUGCUGAAGUUGGCAUUUCUACAGCAAGAAUACAUGCAAGAGGUCCAGUUGGUGUUGAGGGCUUGCUAACCACAAAAUGGAUUCUCGAAGGCACAGACCAUACAGCCGCAGAGUUCAAUGAAGGAAAGCGAAAUUGGCUUCAUGAAAAAUUACCCAUCAAUUGA